AUGAACAACACUACGAUCCUACCCACGACAGGAAUUUCAAACCCGCCAUCGCCUAAUAGCAACGUUGACAUGGCUCUUCAAGUGUUGUUUGGCGUUAUCGCCGCGGCGUCUUUCCUAUUCAAUUUGUUGUUCUGCGUCCUGCUUUUGAAAAGGCCUUCCUUGUUGAAGAAAGGACACAAUAUUCUUCUGUUUAGCCUAGCAGUGGUUGAUAUGCUUACCGGUGAGUUCCGUCAGUUCCCAUCACCCAGGGAUAACUAACCACUCAUAGGCAAAAGGGACUUAGGCACAAAUGUGCCGUCUCAGUUUUCUUGGUGAUGUAGGCAGUCCUUAUAAUUGGGGUGACCUCAAAAGAAUUGCAAUUAGUCUUUGAGGUAAAGUUUAAUUUAUUGCACAAUUCUUUUCACACACUUCGUUUCAUUUCAUCAUAUAUGGCAGGGACACCCAACGUCAAUUUUAAGAAAAAAUCUGUUCGGAAGACGAUUUGAGAUCUAGCAUUUUCGGAACAUUUUUUUGUAAAAUUUUUGCUUGCCUGCUUCUUGUAGGAUUUUCGAACGUCUAAAAAAUUGUAUAAUUGCCCGUUUUUAACGGAUAUUUUACACUAAAAAGGUCACCUAGAAUUUUCGGGAGCCUUUUUCUGGCUGAAAUUCUCGAAAAGGUAAGUUUUGAUCCCUAUCAUUUUAGGGUCACUAGACUUUCAGCUAGGAAAUCCGAACAGAUGAAAACUUUUUAGGGGAUAAAAAUAUGCCUAUAUCUACCGUUUAAAUAUUAAAAUACGUUUAACAAUGCUAUAUAUGUUUAAGUGGUUUUGAACUAUAUUCUCGCUGGGCACCCCUGAUAUAGUUAAUACUGUGAUUGAAAUGGUUGUAAAGCCAUCAGACUCCUUUGAGGACGUGACGGUGCACAACGUUUAAUAGCUUUCCUUUGCAUUAAUCUAUUCAGUUACAAUUUUUCAACAAAAAACAAAGGAUUGUGGACCGUCAGAGAACUUCCAACAUAAAUUGCAGCAUGAAUAGGACAAUUGCACGAUGACGACUUUGCAUUAAGAGCGGUUUUCACAAUUGCAAAACCAAAACCAAAGACGAUAUUUGACCAACAAAGGGCUUACCAAAACCAAAACCAAACCAAUUCAUUUUUCGGUUUUGCUUUGUUAUUUAAAUUGUCAAUCCCGCUGAGGAUUAAAGAACAAUGGCCUUAAUUUGCAUAAGAAAACAACAAACUCAAGGAUUCUGGUAGUUGUAGUAACAUGACGUCAUCGUGCAAUUGUACUAUUGUUGUUUUUAUCUUUGAUCAAUGCCGCCUUUCAUAACCAGCCUCCUCUACUAAGUAAACUAUGAUUAAAUGCAUUUUGUUCUGGUUUCUUUUUUCCUUUUAGGUAUUUUUCUGGUUGCUACUCCAGGAUACGUCAUUUCUAAGUCCUCUUACCCAGUCCCCGGCGGAAUAGGAGGGGAUAUUUUCUGUCGUCUGCUAGAUAACAGAUAUCUGCUGUUUGGAAUGGGCAAAGUAUCCAUUCUUCUCGUAGCCUGUCUUGCCAUUGAGCGUUGGUACUGCGUGCUAAAGCCUACUCAAUACAGGCAGCAGUUUAGCAGAAAGCGUAUCAUUAUUUACGUUUUCGUGUCGUUCAUUACAACUUGUAUUCUUUCAAUGAAUAAGUUCUUUGAAAACAGCCUAGCUGGCAACAUAUGCGCUUCCAAAAAAGCUCCCUACGGAAUUUAUGGCACAAGAGCUUUUGUCGUCGCCUACAGUUUUGCCGCGUUUUACAUUCCUUGUUUUGUAACAUGGCUAACGUUUUGCCACAUCACACUGCAUUUUCCAUCAUCCCCCGGGAACAAUAACGAAAGCGUCAAUAAAAAGAGGCGACAGAGAGCGUUAUUGCGCAUGUGCGCUUUAACGGCCAUUGCCCUAACUGUUUGCGGCUUUCCCACUCAAACCUUUUACAUUCUCUAUCCUUUUGGAAUUACGAAGCUUGGUAGCCCAUUGCAUAAAGGAUUUAACGUUCUAGCGCUUUUUAAUUCGUGCAUGAACCCUUUGAUUUAUUGGAUCACUAAUAAGGAAUAUCGAAAAGAGUUCAAAAAACUUUGGGGUUGUAAAAAAGGUAGUGAAAUAUCUCCUGAGCUCACACAAGCGUCAGUGAGCUAA
Messenger RNA from Porites lobata, 2136 nucleotides. The record is from the annotation of a GenBank genome assembly. NCBI's taxonomy places the organism in Eukaryota, Metazoa, Cnidaria, Anthozoa, Scleractinia, Poritidae.